CGGCAACGAUUGGAUACCGCUCACAAACAGCACAGCAACAACAACAACACAUCAUCGUCAUCACCAGCAGCCGACGAGCAGCGCGAUGGAAGCGAAGACAGAGGUCGUGGCCGUGUUUGUGGUCGACUUUGACGCGCUCAAAGGCAACUCCCUGAGAUGGCAAUAUCCAAACGACGUUGAGCUGCCCUUCGUGGAGUUCAAGGCCAUGCCAUCGGGAUCACACUCCGUAUUGGAAGACUUUCCGUAUGGGUUCUUGGCUGAAGGGAUGUACAUGGUGAGUUGCUUCAAGACCAUCAAAGAUGCCCAGGCUGCCCGAGGGCUGCGCGCGUGCAGUGUCGGUGUUGUCUGCACAUCUCCGGAUUUCCUUCAUCGCCAUCGCAGCUUCCUCAGGGAUCAAUGCCAGAAACACCUCGUGACUGACGAUGACGACUACAGCGAACUCAAACAGUACUUUGAGGACCAAAAGGCAGCAGAAGCAACAAACGAUCAAGCUGCGGGUGCGCGGGUGGUUGAGGUGCGCUCGCCCGUGUGGAAUCUUGACCGCUCGGUCGUCCGCGAGGCCGAGCACUCAAACCAGAUCCUCGUCUUGCGGCACGAGGAAGGAUCGCUGUCUGAGCUCGUCCGCCGCUUUGGUCGUCGAAUCAUGAUCCUCUGGAAACUGGUUCUGCUGCAGAAGCGUGUGAUGUUUCUCACUUCCCCGCCCGUAGAUCCGCAGUGCCAGCAAGUGUAUGCGUGCUGCGCCCUGGGCUCCCACACAAUCGCGUCGUUUGCACACACGCAAGCGCGCCCGUUCCUGUAUGCAAAUCUCUCGGACAUUCCGUGGAUGUCAACCCACUCAAACUACAUCUGCUGCGUCACGGAAACGGUCUUUGAGCUCAAGACCUCCCUCUUUGACGCGUUUGUGUUUCCAGAUGACAAGAUGCUGCCUGGUGCGAAUGUCGGCUCGCUCCUCAAACUCACGGCAGCAGACAAGGACCGCUACAAGCGACUGAUGCUGUCGCCAUCAGAUCCGCACAUUUCCGUGAACUCGGAGAAGCAGUUUUACAGCCAGGAGGACUGCUACAUCAGGUUUUUUGCUGAGAUGAACAACCGCAUUUUCGCUGCAUUGGAAGCUGCGUCCGCACGGCCAGAUCGAAGAAUCACAAAGGAGGACGUAAUCGCCGUUGGGUUGUCGCCACAGGACGACGGUCCGCUGUUGGUUGAACUCUCAACGACUUACUGUCCCGAUUUGGAGAUUGACGACAUGGCGUCCUGCUCCUGCGCGUAAUCACGCACAAUCACACACGCACAAUCACACUAUCGCAAGCCAUGUCUGUCGCUGUUUGUUGGCCUUGUAUUGUUUGUUCGUUGUCACACACUGCAUCAGCAGUGUCGCACCAUCCCCAUCACUCCAUGUUUCCCCUGCGUGUACGUAUCUUGCUCAUCUUCAACGCUCGCCCCCCCCCCCUCCUGCACGUGCGUUAAUGAACAACCACUCCCUCCUCCACCAUGUGCAUGAAUUGCAUGCAUGUGCAUUCUUGUUUUGUGUUUCAUCGACUUUCGUUCUCCUGCUUGUGCACCAGUAUUGCUGCUGCUGUUGUUCUCCGCGAAAGCGAUGCAUUCCAUCGUGUCAACUCGAGUUCAUCAUUGUCCGCAACAAAUGUAUUCGCAGCAACACACACACACACACGUGCAUGCACAAAACCACAUACACACGCAUACACGCACGUACACACGUACACACCCAUACACACACAUACG
This is a messenger RNA of Salpingoeca rosetta, 1740 nucleotides long. RefSeq lists its product as uncharacterized. Lineage: Eukaryota; Choanoflagellata; Craspedida; Salpingoecidae. The transcript is spliced from 14 exons. The record is from RefSeq and is a predicted model, not a curated record. Gene Ontology annotation, cellular component: cytoplasm. The coding region runs from base 86 to 1267 and encodes 393 amino acids.